CGCUCAAUAAAAUGUCAGCUUCGCACGUUUUGACAAAGAUGUCGCUAGUGGAUUCUGAAGUUCUUGAAGUUCUGUGUGUACGUGAAUAGUGGGAACCCAACCCAAAACUUUGGAAUUUCUAACUUUUUUAAACCCCGAACAGAGAAAAAUUCCAAAAUGCAGACAAUUAAAUGUGUGGUUGUUGGUGAUGGAGCGGUCGGUAAAACAUGUUUACUUAUUAGCUAUACAACCAACAAAUUUCCUUCAGAAUAUGUUCCAACAGUAUUUGAUAACUAUGCAGUUACUGUUAUGAUAGGUGGUGAACCAUAUACACUAGGACUUUUUGAUACAGCAGGUCAGGAAGAUUAUGAUAGGCUUAGGCCUUUAAGUUACCCACAAACAGACGUCUUCCUAGUUUGUUUUUCAGUAGUCAGUCCUUCUUCCUUUGAAAAUGUUAAAGAAAAGUGGGUUCCUGAAAUAACACACCACUGUCAAAAAACGCCAUUUCUGCUUGUCGGGACACAAGUGGACCUGAGAGAUGACGGAGCUACUAUAGAAAAACUAGCCAAAAACAAGCAGAAGCCAAUCUCCAUCGAGCAGGGUGAAAAAUUAGCUCGCGAACUUAAAGCUGUCAAAUACGUAGAGUGUUCCGCUCUGACACAGAAAGGUUUGAAGAACGUCUUCGACGAGGCCAUACUAGCGGCCCUGGAACCGCCAGAGCCAGUAAGACGUAAAAAAUGCCUUAUUCUCUAAAGCUUAUUUGUUUUGCGUUACAAAAAAAACGCUGCAAAAGUGUUUGUUGCAAACUAAACUAGAUAAGACAGAGACUAUAUCGGAUUUGAAAGCAAAGAUAUUGACUAAAUAGGUAGAUUUGAACCAUGGUAUAUAGUGAUAGGAAUCACAUUAUGUGCUUGAGUUAUGGUACAUUGGCUUUCAGCGUGAUUCCAAGUUUCACCAUCACCUAACCGGCGUAUAUACAGGGUGAUUCAGUAUAUAUUCUGAAAAAGCACCUUACCAUGUAUUUUUUGUUGACAUUAUCACUUCAUUUUCAAUUACAAAAUAUGUGGGCAAUAGUAGCAGACAGAUGUACAGGGGGUGAUUCAAAUAUAUUUUUUUAGUCGCCCACCAUAAUUAGAUAUACUGAGCAGUUUUUGAAUUAUGACCAUUUUAUUACAAUAGUGUGCUUUUCAAAACUAUGUUUACUAAAAUACACUAUUAUUGCGUGGUAUAUACAGGGUGAGUCAAAACUAGAUGAUGUAAUUUCCUCAACUAUUUGAAAUGGAAUACCCUGUAUUAUGAUAAAAAUGAACAUAAGUUUUGAUAAAUAUUUUUUAUAAGAGUACUGCUUUCUCAAUAAAUAUUGAUCUGUGUUGAUUUAUAAUAUAAAAUACAGGGUGUUUCAUCUGAAAUAAUGGAUAAAAAUUAUAUCUAGUUUUAAUUCAGCCUGUAGAUAUCCAAUAUGAUUUGCUUUAAAAUGGACACCAUUAAAAACAUAAAAAGAAAUUUUAUGUGAAAUCUUCAGUGAAAGAAUUACAGUAUUUUCUUUAAAAACUAAUCUUAUACAAAAAAUAUGAGAUGAUGCUUUUUUGCAAGACUGUUUCACCCUGUAGAUAUAUCUAUAAGCUGGUUCAAGUUGCACAGGAAAAAAUCUAUUUAAUCUUAAGAUUUAAUGUAUAUUUAGGACUUUUUUACAGAUUACAGUGAACUUACAAACCUGGUAAUAGGGUAACUAUAAGUAAAAAUAAUUAAAAUGCUUUUCUGAAUUUAAAAAUAUUAUAAUUUGAUUAUUAAAGUACUUUAUUUAGAUUCUUUUUUUAAAUUUGUAUAAAUCAGCUAUAAUUCUUUAUUGUAAUCUUGUACAAAGAGGUUUAUUUGAAGUUGUUUUAAAUGUAUUCUGUAGCACGUAAAAAUUAAAUUUAUUAUAAAAAAAUACUUGAAGAAUUUAUAUUUAUGGAAAGUGUGGUGCUAUUAGCAACUUUGUAUUAUUUUAUACGUUUGAAACAACUUAGAACUGAAUAAGUAAUGUUGCAAAACAUUUUAUCACUACAAAAUAAUAGAGUUGCUUUCUUAAAGUAAAGUAAAACUGAUGCUCCGAUAUUUUUUAGUAAAUAUUAUGAAAAUUUCAUUGUUUUCCUUUGCUUUGUACCUCCGUAUGACAGAUGACCAUCUAGACAUCUGUCAUACAGAGAUAAACCAACUGUAAUAUUUUUAAUUUUUAAGUCGAACAAUAAAAAAAAUCAGUUGUAUAUACCGCUGCGCGAAUGAAUAAAUAUAUUAUAAAUAAUGUUUAAAAUGCAUUUAAGGAAACUAUUGAAUUACUAAGGAGGUUUUAUUUUUUAAUACUAACACUAUAUAUAUGUCGAUUAAUUUUUAAGUGUGUGAAUACCGAGUGAUGAGUUUUUUGUGAUUGAGUUGAAUUUAUUAUAAUCUAAUUUAAAUAUUUACUACCGAAAUAAAGAGAAAAAUGUACGUACAGAAA
This is a messenger RNA of Sitophilus oryzae (rice weevil), 2458 nucleotides long. Its product is annotated as cdc42 homolog. The coding region runs from base 157 to 732 and encodes 191 amino acids. Lineage: Eukaryota; Metazoa; Arthropoda; Insecta; Coleoptera; Curculionidae. Gene Ontology annotation, biological process: small GTPase-mediated signal transduction. The record is from RefSeq and is a predicted model, not a curated record. Gene Ontology annotation, molecular function: GTPase activity; GTP binding. The transcript is spliced from 5 exons.